AGGGGCUCUUACACCGGGCUGGUGCUGGAAAUCAUCACCCCAGAGCUGGGUCAGGAGAGAACGGCCCCAGUGACAACCGGCAGGGAAUAAGCGCUGUCGGUUUGGAAAACAAGUUGUCCUAGAUAUAUGAGAACCUAAAACACCCAUGGAUAAAUGACCCACAUCAUGCUGGACAGCAACUGCUCUGCAGUUUUGAAAGAAGCCUACAGGUUUGAGGUAUAACUAGAGUUCUGCCCAGCUUUACAUCCCAAGCAUGAAGCUGUAUGGUGUGGCACAUCCUUGUGGCCAGCUGGGGCCAGCUGUCCCAGCUGUGACCCCUCCCAACUCCUGGUGCACCCCCAGCCUCCUCCCUGGUGGGCUGAGGGGUAGAAAAGGCCUUGGAUCUAUGAAAGCACUGCUCAGCAAUAAGGAUAAUAAGCAAUAAUACUGCUCAGCAAUAAGGAAAAUAUCCAUGUGCUAUCAACACUGUUUCCAGCACAAAUGCAAAACACAGCCCCACGUGAGAUACUAUGAAGAAAAUUAACUCUAUCCUGGCCAAAACCAGCCCACCUGCUGAUACCCUCAUGUAGAGAAAUAAGGAACAUGGAAACACCAGUGCAAGAAGGAAUGACAAUGAGAGCCAGAAGGUAAAAUCGGCUGUGCUUUCUCUGCAGUGACUCAGAAAGUCAAGAAGAGUAAGGAUUCCUGUUAACAUCAGCAGAAGAAAAAUGUACUGAUUCCCUGUUUUCGUGGGUUCUAUUUCAUUGAAGUGGUGCAGCUGCCAUUGCUGACAUCGUCUCAGAGGGUCUGAAAUCCCCACAGCUUGAAAAAGAACCUAGAAAUGAUCUACUGCCUGGAAUAUCAACUUUGGCAGCCGGGAAAGGCAGGUCUGCCAGAAAGAAACUACUCACAUGAAGAUGAGGUGGAACUGACAACAAGUGUGGCAACAGAAGACACUGAACACCUAACCAGCUCAGGAACCCAGGCUUUCCCACAGGACUGAUUGGCGAAGCCUUUCCUUAUGAGCUGCUGAUGCAGCCUCUGGGUGCAACCAGCAGGAGGUUGCUGGACACCUUGAGACAGAUUGACCCCAAAGAUUACACGUUUUCCGGACUCAAAAAUGAAACUGUUGGUCGACUGCCUGGAAAAGUAGCAGGACAACAAUUUGUCAUACAGGACUGUGAGAACUGUAAAAUCUACAUCUUUGACCAUUCUGCUACAAUCACGAUUGAUGACUGUGUAAAUUGCCAAAUCUUUUUAGGACCAGUAAAAGGCAGCGUGUUUUUCCGUGACUGCAAAGAUUGUAAAUGUGUGGUUGCCUGCCAACAGUUCCGCACGCGGGACUGCAGAAAACUGGAGGUGUUCUUGUGCUGUGCCACCCAGCCCAUUAUCGAGUCCUCCUCAGGUAUGAAGUUUGGAUGUUUCCAGUACUAUUAUCCUGAGCUCGCUUUACAAUUUAAAGAUGCUGGUCUGAGUAUCUUCAAUAACACAUGGAGCAACAUCCACGACUUUACCCCUGUGUCUGGAGAAAAUAACUGGGGCCUUUUGCCUGAAACUGCUGUGGUCCAAGAUUAUGUUCCUCUGCCCAGCUCUGAGGAGCUGAAAGCUGUCAGGGUUUCUACUGAUGCUACAAAGAGCAUAAUACCAAUAACUCGAGGGCGGAGACAGAAAAACAGCGAUGAAUUGUGUUUGGCCGUGUUUUUUGCUGGUGACUACACAACUGCAAAUGCCAGGAAGUUAAUUGAUGAGAUGACUGGUAAAGGCUUUCAGCUGGUACAGACUAAAGAAGUCUUAAUGAAGGCAGAGGAUGCUCACAGAGUUUUCCAGCAGAAUGCAUUAGAAUUCAUUCCACUGCUGGAAAAAGGUCCAGUGGUUGCUUUGGAAUUCAAUGGAGAUGGUGCUGUGGAACAAUGUCAAAGCACUAUAAAUGAAGUUUUUAGUGGGACCAAGGUUUUUGUAUCGGAAAGCAAAGCAUCGGCAUCUCAGGAUGUAGACAAUUUCUACAACUUUGCUGACAUGCAGAUGGGAAUGUGAAGUUUAGCAUCAAGGUGCUCACACACGGUUUGUCUCAGCACUUGGAUGUCACUUGGCUUGAAUAUCGCAGUAGUUUUGUUAUUUAGUUUUGUAUUUCUCAUACAUCUCUUUUAUAAAGCCACUGGUGGUUUUUAAUACCAUGUUAUCUGAACUGGAGUAAACUGCAUAGCUAGCCAUGUGCAUUGUGUUUGAAACUGAAGUUUAACUUCAAAAACAAUUGAGCUUUUCUACUAACUUUUUUACAGUCAUUUCUAAACAUCUGUUGACACUUGAAUGUUUCUUGACAACAUCUAAUGGUUAUAUAUAUUUUAAAAGUGCAAUGCUGAUCCAAGUUUGAUGCAGUAGUAAUUGUUAUCUUUCACUCAGACACAUUGUUUGGAAAGUGUAUUUAUGUGAAACUUGCCCUUCAAAAUUUUCCCACAUGCAAAUUUGUCUUCACUGGGGGUCCAGGAAGGAAGUUGUGGUCGUUGACUUUUUCUGAAAGCUUAGUCUGAAAUGAAUUGUCCUUGUAGCAUGCUUUCAAAAGCAGUUUGUGACUUUGGUUUACUCUGCUUUAGCACACUUUUUGAAUAGAAUUGUUUGCAGCGGCAUUUACGGUGAGAGUUGUUACAACAGCAUUCUGCUAAGUGAGCACUUGCCAGGCUUUUCUGCUUUGAGGUGAAUCCUGAGCAUGAGUGCUGUGCUGAAGCUGCUCUAAGGUCUGCUCAGGUUCUUUGGCGACACAGCUGCCUCUGGCACUGCCAGCUUACACAUGGAAUAUACAGGAGGUUUCUUUGCACUUGGAGCAAUAAACCUCUGGCAUAUUGUUGUUUGCUAGAAGGGACAUAGCCAGUAGUCAGAGAAGGACUUUGAUGGCAUUAAACCCCCCUUCUUCAUUGCUAGACCCCAGGAGAAGGCUUUUACAUGCAGAAGUAUAUAGAAAGUGCUGUAAAGUGCUACACACUGCCAUAGGAUUUAUUUUGUAUUCAUUCUAAAGACAGACUGAAGAAGUGCUACCAGCAUUUUGAGAUAUGCAUUUGAAUAGCGUUCAGUAAUAAUGCUUAUUGCUAAAUAAUGCAUAUUAGAAUGCAAAUCUAUAUGGAUAUUAAAGAUAUGAUUGAAUUAUUUUUUGCAUAUUAUAUCAUUACUGAUUUCUCUACAUGAACUUAAAGCUUUAGUCCAGGUUUCCAAGCCCGCUGUAAUACUUGAACCAACUGUGCAUGCAGACACACAAAACCAAAUUUCACAAUUAAAACAUGGCUUGUCAGUUUGCAUAGCCUUUACAAUUCACUGAAUGGAUUGGGUCUGUGUUGAGGUGCUAAAGCAAUUUCUUCAUUGUGGUCAUCCAUCAAAAUAGAAGAUCUUGCAAAUCUUAACUGAAAAUGAGUUUUGACUCAUCAGUUUCACAGCUCUGGAGCUCCAAAGUGGGUGGCUAAAAACACAUCUCUAAUUUUUUUUUUGAAUUAGCACAUGAAAGAAUCUCUUCGUCUGAAAUUCAUAAUUCUGUAAUGCCCAAGAGAGGUUCUGAACUGUCAUUUUGUUGCUACUGGGAAAAUGCCUACCAUUAGUUUAAACUAGAGAAUAUCUCCUUAGGACUUCUUGUUAUAGUUAUGCAUAGAUUAAAUAAGGAAGAAUAUCUCCUGAAUAAACUACACAAUUGGUGUACUGGAGGUAAGAAUAUGCCACUUCUUUGAAAUGUUUUUAUUUGACAAAGUGAAAGAAAAUCAAGCCACCACCAGAAUCCAACUGGUAGCAGAAAUUACCACUUACUUGCACUUAGCCAGCCAGGAUUUUUUUUUUUUUUUUUUUUUUUUUUUGGUAAGUGUGAGGUGAAACUGUAAAAAGAACUAAAAAUUUUAUCUUGCUCUCCGAAGUAGUAGCACAACUCAUCAGUCAACAUUUACAGGAAUUAAUCUAGAUAUGCACAGUAAAUGUAUUAUUUUGGUAUGGACCAAAAUAUAUAUAUUUGGUAUGGACAUUGUAAUUGUAUAAUGUACUUCAGAGCUGUCAUUGGGUGACUUGUAUUGGCAGUACAUAUACCAGACUACCUUGGUCUCUAAACUUUUACAUAUAAUAUUUUCAAAGUUACAUGCUGACAUAUGAUUAUGUGUAUGGUCAUUGCUUAUUUUUUGUAUCAUCAACCUGCUCUGGGAACAAAGUGCUAAAUGGACUUUUGUGACUUCUUUUGCUGGAGGACAGGAUGAUUAAUUGAAAAUUAAUCUAGGCUUGAAACAGCGGAAUAACCUUUCUACAUGCUGGGAAAGAGCAGUGUUGCACAUUUUUUUUCUUUAACAUGGAUGGUCUGUUUACCGACAUCAAGAAUUUUUAAUUAAAAAAUCUCUAAAUAAUGAAGGAAUUUCUCAAUCAUUUAUCUAUCUUUUGAUUUCCAUUUCUUGCUAAUAGGUGUUAAGAACAUUUCUAUUUUAAAGAGUCAGGAAUGCUUUGCAUUACAGGAUGGUACGUGUUUCAUGUAUUCUUUGUACAUUUCUUGUGUAGCUUUUAUUGUAAUUUGUAUUACACUGUGAAUGUGAUUCAUAAUAAACAUUUGAAAUAUUUGAA
Molecule: messenger RNA, 4551 nt
Organism: Prinia subflava (tawny-flanked prinia)
Lineage: Eukaryota; Metazoa; Chordata; Aves; Passeriformes; Cisticolidae
Gene: RP2
Product: RP2 activator of ARL3 GTPase
Exons: 7
Coding region: 1012-2013 (333 amino acids)
Biological process (GO): post-Golgi vesicle-mediated transport
Cellular component (GO): cilium; periciliary membrane compartment
Molecular function (GO): GTPase activator activity
Source: RefSeq, a predicted model, not a curated record